Messenger RNA from Aegilops tauschii subsp. strangulata, 1662 nucleotides. Lineage: Eukaryota; Viridiplantae; Streptophyta; Magnoliopsida; Poales; Poaceae. The record is from RefSeq and is a predicted model, not a curated record.
AUGCUCUUAUGCAACCAAACAUCACUACCACCAAAGUUACCAUUUCAGUAUCUGAAAAUGAUCACAAACAACUUCUCUGAUGAGCAUGCUCUCGGUAGUGGUGGUUCAGGUGUGGUAUACAAGGGAAGGAUGAGUAAUGGAGAAUUCGUUGCCGUGAAGAAACUUCAAGUGUCAUUGCCAAGCUUUCAGAAACAGUUUGAGAAUGAGGUGUAUCGUCUAAUGUACCUUAAUCACCCGAAUAUAGUGCGACUUCGAGGGUACUGCUACGAAACACAGAAUAUAUGUGUAGAGCACAAUGGGAAUUUCGUCUUUGCGGAGAUGUCAGAAAGGUUGCUUUGCUUGCAAUAUUAUGCUAACGGAAGCCUUGCUGAUGAAUCUUCUGGACUUGAGUGGGACACCCGCUAUAACAUAAUUGUCGAGAUUUGCUAUGGUUUAAAGUACCUUCAUGAGGGAAAAGAUAAGCCCGUGCUCCAUAUGGACCUAAAGCCGGCCAACAUAUUGCUGGAUAAUGCUAUGAAGCCAAAGAUUACAGACUUUGGUCUUUCAAGACUACUCGAUCAACAGCAAACUAUAAGCACUUCAAGUCGUGAUGGAACACUGGGUUACAUGGCACUAGAAUACCUACAUGGAGGUACGGUCACAGCUAAAUCAGACAUACUUAGUUUGGGUGUAAUAAUUUUGGAGGUAAUAACAGGACACAAGGACUACCCAGAUGUUACAAGAACAUCAUCCGAGAGAUUUGUGGAGCUUACACUUGAUAAAUGGAGGUCCAGAAAUCCAUUGAACAAAUCACCAGGCUAUAUACCAAAAAUAAGAAGAUGCAUUGAGAUAGGUCUAGCAUGUGUGAAUCCUGAGCGGAAGGGAAGGCCAUCAACAGGCGAGCUUAUAAAGUUGCUACAAGGAAGAAUGACGUUAGACGAGCUUUCAGCAGCGUCUAGAAUGGAAGCAACCUGUUUCCCGGCCGACCUAACUGCCAUCCAUGAGAUUCUAGAGAGGGAGGGAUACAAAGAAGACGAAGGGGUUGCAUCUGAGCUAUCUUUCCAAAUGUGGACAGACCAAAUGCAAGAGACGAUUACCCACAGAAAAAAGGGUGAUGAUGCAUUCCAAGCUGGAGACUUUCAGGCAGCAUUGGACAAUUUUACUGAGUUUAUUGAUACUGGGAUAUUGGUUUCACCGGGUGUGGUGAACGAGGGCCUUGCGGCAGGGAACGACGCCUCUAAUGCCAUCGCUACCAGUGAGGUGGGCGGCUCUGCCGCUGUCGUGACCGGGGGCGGCACGAUCCCUCCAGCCUCUCCGACAAGAUCUACUUCGCCAUCCGCCCAAGCGGCAGCGUCCUCGCUGUGGCGCAGCUCCUGCAUCCAGAAGCUGUAUGACGGGCCAAGGGUGGGCUCUGUUGAGCGCGCCGCCAAACGCAAGGCAGCCGGCAGCUCAUCUGAUGGCGGGGCGCGGCGCCGCCCUCGCACCUCCUCUGCCACUAGGAAGAAGAAGGCCAAGCUGCAGCACGUGUCCGAGCUCCUCGGGCUCCUUCUCCAAAAGACACCUAUGCCGCUCACCAGGGGCAAGGUUAAGCAGAUCGCGCGCUGCUGUGAUCUGAAUGUCGACGCCAUCCUCGAAGCGGUCUCUCAGAGCUCGUCGUCAUCCCCCAAGACUAGACAUGGAUAG